UCCGGUCCGGCGGCGGCGCGGCCUGCCUGCUCUCCUCUCCUCUCCUCGCAACAUGUCGGCCCUGGCCGUGGCGACGGCGGCGGCCGCGACGGCGGCCGCGGUGACAGCGGCGCGCACGGAGAAGCCCAGCAGCCCCGCCUCGUCGCGGGGCUUCUACUUCAACACGGUGCUGUCGCUCGCCCGCUCGCUGGCCGUGCAGAGGCCCGCGCCGCUGGAGAAGGUACAAAAACUACUAUGCAUGUGUCCAGUAGAUAUCCAUGGGAUUUUUCAGCUGGAUGAACGUCGCAGAGAUGCUGUGAUUGCUUUGGGAAUUUUUCUAAUUGAGUCUGACUUACAGCAUAAAGAUACUCUUGUUCCAUACCUUCUCCGGCUGUUGAGGGGUCUUUCCAAAGUCCAAUGGAUAGAAGAAAGCAAUUCACGGAAAGGCCGAGGCAUGCUUCCCAUCGCAGAAAACUUCAGCUUCUGUUUGGUAACCUUGUUGUCAGAUGUGGCUUACAGGGAUGCUACCCUGAGAGAACAGGUGUUAGAAGCGAUUUUGCAAGUGAUGCAGGUCCUGUUGGGAAUGUGCCAGUCUCCUCAGAUCCAGGAUAAAGAAUACUUAUGCAAGUAUGCCGUGCCAUGCCUGAUAGGAAUUUCUCGAGCUUUUGGGCGCUACAGUAACUCAGAAGAGUCUCUCCUGUCGAAGCUUUUCCCUAAGAUUACUCCACAUUCCCUCCGAGCCCCAAAUGAGUUGGAUGGUAUCAGAAGGCGCUCUUUUAACGACUUCAGGUCGAUACUUCCACACUCCCUACUGUCAGUCUGCCAGGAAGGAUCUUUAAAGCGAAAGGCCAGCAGUGUGUGCAGCAUCUCACAGGUCAGUCCUGAACGAGGUGUUCCUCCUCCCAGCUCUCCUGGAGGAACUGCUGGGCAAUAUUUUGAAGGGUCCUACUUGCCUGAUGGGAGUGCGGUUGAUCCUUAUUAUUACUUCUCUACAAUCAGUUCCAGCUUCUCAGUUUCACCUCUUUUUAAUGGCAUUAGUAACAAAGAGUUUAACAUUCCCCUGGAAAUGCUCCGUCAGCUGUUGAACAUGGUGAAACAAAUUGUUGGGGACUCGGUUCUGAAAAACUUAGAUGCAGUUGUCACCGAGGUUCUUGAGGCAAAUCCGCAUGCAGAUCUGUUCUACAAAAUGUUCAGUGAUCCUCUGUACGUUGCCCAGUUCAAGAUGCUGAGGGACACAUUGUACUACAUGAGAGAUCUCCCAAAUUCAUUUGUGAAGGAGAUUCAUGAUUUUGUCCUGGAGCAGUUCAACAGCAGCCAGGCAGAGCUCCAGAAACUCCUUCAUGAUGUCGACAAAUUGCACAGUGAGCUGAACCCACUGAAGCUCCGUUGCCAAGCGAGUGCAGCCUGUGUGGAUCUCAUGGUGUGGGCUGUGAAAGACGAGCAAGGGGCAGAAAACCUGUGUAUCAAGCUGUCAGAGAAGCUGCAGUCCAAGACUUCUAGCAAAGUCAUCAUUGCUCACCUGCCUCUUCUGAUUUGCUGCUUGCAGGGUCUCGGCCGCUUAUGUGAGAGGUUCCCUGUGGUGGUGCACUCUGUCAAUCCAUCGUUGAGAGACUUCCUUGUGAUCCCUUCUCCAGUUCUGGUGAAACUUUACAAGUACCACAACCAAUAUCAAACAGGCGGCAACGACAUCAAGAUCAGCAUAACCAACGAGCAUGCCGAGUCCACUGUGAGCGUCAUGUCGGGCAAGAAGAGUCAGGCCUCCAUGUAUGAACAACUCCGGGACAUCGCAAUUGAUAACAUCUGCAGGUGUCUGAAAGCUGGCCUGACUAUUGACCCAGUAAUUGUGGAGGCUUUCCUUGCUAGUUUGUCUAACCGUCUCUACAUCUCGCAGGAGAGUGACAAGGAAGCCCAUCUAAUCCCUGACCACACAAUCCGUGCACUGGGGCACAUUGCAGUGGCCCUAAGGGACACGCCAAAAGUGAUGGAGCCGAUUCUUCAGAUCUUGCAGCAGAAGUUCUGCCAGCCUCCCUCUCCUCUCGAUGUUCUCAUCAUUGACCAGCUGGGCUGCUUGGUCAUCACUGGAAAUCAAUAUAUUUACCAGGAGGUAUGGAAUCUGUUUCAACAGAUCAGUGUUAAAGCAAGUUCAAUUGUGUACUCUGCAACUAAAGACUACAAGGAUCAUGGCUAUAGACACUGCUCUUUAGCUGUUAUAAAUGCCCUGGCUAACAUAGCUGCAAAUAUACAGGAUGAGCACCUUGUGGAUGAGUUGCUGAUGAACCUGCUGGAACUCUUUGUACAACUUGGCCUUGAGGGAAAGCGAGCCAGUGAGAGGGCAAGCGAAAAGGGUCCUGCAUUAAAGGCAUCCAGCAGCGCAGGUAACCUGGGAGUGCUUAUUCCUGUUAUAGCUGUGCUCACAAGACGUUUGCCACCCAUCAAAGAAGCCAAGCCACGAUUACAGAAGCUCUUCCGUGACUUCUGGCUGUAUUCAGUGCUCAUGGGAUUUGCUGUGGAAGGCUCAGGUCUUUGGCCAGAAGAGUGGUAUGAAGGGGUUUGUGAGAUCGCAACUAAGUCACCACUCCUGACAUUUCCUAGCAAAGAGCCCCUCCGCUCCGUUCUUCAGUACAACUCUGCUAUGAAAAAUGACACCGUCACCUCAGCUGAAUUGAGUGAGUUACGAAGCACCAUCAUAAAUCUUUUAGAUCCUCCUCCAGAGGUAUCUGCUCUGAUCAAUAAGUUGGACUUUGCCAUGUCUACCUACCUGCUCUCCGUGUACCGACUCGAAUGCAUGAGGGUACUGCGUUCAACAGAUCCAGACCGUUUCCAGGUGAUGUUUUGCUACUUUGAGGAUAAAGCUAUUCAAAAAGACAAAUCAGGUAUGAUGCAGUGUGUAAUAGCUGUUGCAGAUAAGGUGUUCGAAGCUUUCCUCAGCAUGAUGGCUGACAAACCUAAAACGAAAGAAAAUGAAGAGGAGUUGGAAAGACAUGCUCAGUUCUUGCUGGUGAAUUUUAACCACAUUCAUAAGAGGAUCCGGCGGGUUGCAGAUAAAUACUUAUCAGGCCUUGUAGAUAAGUUUCCUCAUUUACUGUGGAGUGGAACUGUGCUGAAGACCAUGCUAGAUAUCCUCCAAACUCUCUCACUGUCUCUGAGUGCAGACAUUCACAAGGACCAACCGUAUUAUGACAUUCCAGAUGCCCCCUACAGAAUUACCGUUCCUGAUACAUACGAAGCUAGGGAGAGCAUAGUAAAGGAUUUUGCUGCACGUUGUGGAAUGAUUCUCCAAGAAGCCAUGAAAUGGGCCCCUUCAGUCACCAAAUCCCACUUGCAGGAAUAUCUGAACAAGCAUCAGAACUGGGUGUCUGGCUUGUCGCAGCACACGGGGCUGGCCAUGGCCACAGAAAGCAUCCUCCAUUUCGCAGGCUACAACAGGCAGAACACUACCCUGGGGGCCACCCAGUUAACUGAAAGGCCUGCCUGUGUGAAGAAAGACUAUUCCAACUUCAUGGCGUCUCUUAACCUGCGCAAUCGCUACGCUGGGGAAGUGGCUGGGAUGAUUCAUUAUUGCAAUGCUACAGGACGCACGUCGGACCUUAAUAAGCUAAUGGUCAAGCAGCUCAACGAUGCGCUGGAACCAGGCCAGCCAGAACACUACACGCGAGCCAUGUUUAAGUUGACUGCAUUGUUAAUAAGCAGCAGAGACACUGACCCGCAGCUCUUGCAUCACCUCUGUUGGGGCCCCCUGCGAAUGUUCAGUGAACAUGGCAUGGAAACAGCCAUCGCUUGCUGGGAAUGGCUGCUCGCUGCCAAGAAUGGGAUAGAGGUGCCGUUCAUGCGAGAAAUGUCAGGGGCCUGGCAAAUGACCGUGGAGCAGAAAUUUGGCCUGUUCUCUGCAGAGCGAAAAGAAGCAGAUCCGUUAGCCGCCUCAGAAGAGAGUCAGCCCAGGCCGUGUCCGCCAGAGGUUACACCGCAUUACAUCUGGAUAGAAUUUCUGGUGCAAAGGUUUGAAAUUGCGAAGUACUGCAGCUCAGACCAAGUGGAAAUCUUCUCCAGUUUACUUCAGCGAUCUCUGUCUCUCAAUAUUGGAGGAUCCAAGGGCAGCAUGAACCGGCACGUGGCAGCUAUUGGGCCACGCUUCAAGCUGCUCACUCUGGGACUGUCCCUGCUCCAUGCUGAUGUGGUUCCCAAUGCAACCAUUCGCAAUGUCCUGCGAGAGAAGAUUUACUCAACGGCUUUUGAUUACUUCAGCUCUGCCCCGAAGUGUCCAACCCAAGGUGAGAAAAGGCUGCGCGAAGAUAUCAUCCUGUUAAUCAAGUUCUGGACGGCAAUGUUCUCGGACAAGAAAUAUUUAACGGCCAGCCAGCUUGUGCCUCCCGAUAAUCAAGACACACGGAGCAACUUGGACAUCACCGUCGGCUCUCGGCAGCAGGCCACGCAGGGCUGGAUCAACACAUACCCAUUGUCCAGUGGCAUGUCAACGAUGUCUAAAAAGUCAGGGAUGUCCAAGAAGACCAACAGAGGUACCCAGCUACACAAGUACUACAUGAAGAGGAGGACGCUGCUGCUGUCACUGCUGGCUACAGAGAUUGAACGCCUCAUCACAUGGUACAACCCCCUCUCUUCUCUGGAGCUGGAGCUGGAUCAGACCGGAGAGAACAGUGUUGCAAACUGGAGGUCGAAGUACAUCAGUCUAAGUGAGAAGCAGUGGAAAGAUAAUGUGAAUCUGGCAUGGAGCAUUUCUCCUCACCUGGCUGUCCAGCUUCCUACCAGGUUUAAAAACACAGAAGCCAUUGGAAUGGAAGUGACCCGCCUUGUUCGUUUGGACCCAGGAGCAGUUAGCGAUGUGCCUGAAGCAAUAAAGUACCUUGUUACGUGGCACACAAUAGAUGCCGAUGCCCCUGAACUCAGUCACAUCCUGUGCUGGACACCAACAGAUCCCCCCACAGGCCUUUCGUAUUUUUCCAGCAUGUAUCCUCCUCAUCCUUUGACAGCUCAGUACGGAGUAAAAGUCCUUCGAUCUUUCCCUCCGGAUGCCAUUUUAUUUUACAUUCCACAGAUUGUCCAGGCACUUAGAUAUGAUAAGAUGGGCUACGUGAGGGAGUACAUUCUGUGGGCAGCCGCCAAGUCCCAGCUCCUGGCGCACCAGUUCAUUUGGAAUAUGAAAACAAACAUCUUCUUGGACGAAGAGGGGCACCAGAAAGACCCGGACAUUGGGGAACUACUGGAGCAGCUGGUUGAGGAAAUAACCGGUUCUCUGUCUGGGCCAGCAAAGGAGUUUUACCAGCGAGAAUUUGAUUUCUUCAAUAAAAUCACCAAUGUUUCAGCCAUCAUCAAGCCUUACCCCAAAGGUGAUGAAAGGAAGAAGGCUUGUUUGCAGGCUUUGUCUGAGGUCAAAGUCCAACCUGGUUGUUAUUUGCCUAGCAAUCCUGAAGCUAUCGUCUUGGAUAUAGACUACAAGUCAGGGACUCCUAUGCAAAGCGCUGCAAAAGCACCUUACUUGGCCAAAUUUAAGGUGAAGCGAUGUGGAGUCAGCGAACUUGAAAAAGAAGGCCUGCGUUGUCGGUCAGACUCCAUAGAUGAAAGUGGAGAAGACGGUGUGGAAAGCAAGAAGAUCUGCUGGCAGGCAGCAAUCUUCAAAGUCGGCGACGACUGCAGACAGGACAUGCUGGCCUUGCAAAUCAUUGACCUCUUCAAGAACAUCUUUCAGCUGGUGGGCCUUGACCUGUAUGUGUUUCCCUACCGUGUGGUAGCAACAGCCCCAGGAUGUGGCGUCAUCGAAUGCAUUCCUGAUUGUACGUCCCGUGACCAGCUGGGCCGGCAGACUGAUUUUGGGAUGUACGACUAUUUUACAAGGCAGUAUGGAGAUGAAUCGACCCUGGCUUUCCAAAAGGCUCGCUACAACUUCAUCCGCAGCAUGGCUGCCUACAGUCUCCUCUUGUUCCUGCUCCAGAUCAAAGACAGGCAUAAUGGCAAUAUCAUGCUGGACAAGCAUGGGCAUCUCAUCCACAUCGAUUUUGGUUUCAUGUUUGAGAGCUCACCCGGCGGGAAUCUGGGUUGGGAGCCAGACAUCAAGCUGACUGAUGAGAUGGUGAUGAUAAUGGGAGGGAAAAUGGAGGCCACACCCUUCAAGUGGUUCAUGGAGAUGUGUGUCCGGGGAUACCUGGCUGUCAGGCCGUACAUGGACGCCGUCGUCUCUCUGGUUACGCUGAUGCUGGACACAGGGCUGCCCUGUUUCCGCGGGCAGACAAUCAAGCUGUUGAAGAACAGGUUCAGCCCCAACAUGACGGAGCGAGAGGCCGCAAACUUCAUCAUCAAGAUAAUCCAGAACUGCUUCCUCAGCAACAGGAGUAGGACCUACGAUAUGAUCCAGUACUACCAGAAUGAUAUUCCCUACUGAGCGCCGCUCCUCCUGCGGGAGGAAAAGGAGGCUCUGCCGCCACACCUUCGUUCGAGCCUGGACACGUGAAUUCUAGUGUUCCAGUGUACUGCCUCCAAACAAUCCUGUGCGCAUGUGAAUGUGGGUGCCUCCCUUUUACCAGACCUUGGAACAAUCAGCACCUUGGGCUCGGCUCGGAUGGCCGUGUUCUUUGACGGUGCACCUGUCAGCUGCCGUCGCAGACUUACGAUCCGGUUGCCCUGUGAAUGUGAGCAGAAUGGAGGGGUGGGCUAGUUGUCGAGCAAUGCAAGAAUCUUUCCCUUUCCCUUUCCCGGCAAGAACUCAUAAAUGCCCGCUCUGGAAUUCCCGUUCAGAGUAACGAAGAAGCACUAAAUUGCUUGGGACGACGCUGUAGAAAUUGUACUGAUAAUCAUUCGUCAUGGUAGCGUCUGUCGUAACAUGUCGUAUUUUGCACUGUAAAUGAAUCCUGCUCCGUGGUCAGUAUUUCGUACAUACAUGAAGAAUGUAUUUUUCCCCUUUGUGUGGUUUUAAAGAGAGAAACUCUACUGAAGAUAAAUAUAUUUAAUCUAAAAAAAGGAAUAAAAAGACUUUUAGGGUUCCUUA
Molecule: messenger RNA, 6973 nt
Organism: Varanus komodoensis (Komodo dragon)
Lineage: Eukaryota; Metazoa; Chordata; Lepidosauria; Squamata; Varanidae
Gene: PI4KA
Product: phosphatidylinositol 4-kinase alpha
Exons: 55
Coding region: 53-6370 (2105 amino acids)
Biological process (GO): phosphatidylinositol phosphate biosynthetic process; phosphatidylinositol-mediated signaling
Cellular component (GO): cytoplasm; plasma membrane
Molecular function (GO): 1-phosphatidylinositol 4-kinase activity
Source: RefSeq, a predicted model, not a curated record